Molecule: messenger RNA, 1644 nt
Organism: Trichosporon asahii var. asahii CBS 2479
Lineage: Eukaryota; Fungi; Basidiomycota; Tremellomycetes; Trichosporonales; Trichosporonaceae
Product: endopeptidase
Exons: 3
Coding region: 1-1644 (547 amino acids)
Biological process (GO): proteolysis
Molecular function (GO): aspartic-type endopeptidase activity
Source: RefSeq, a predicted model, not a curated record
AUGCUGCUGUCUCCCUUUCUGCUCGUUUCCGCACUUGCCGGGCAAGUGCUCCCGGCCCAGGCGCUCGAGUCGCUGCAGCUCACGCGGCAGCCGACACGCCGUACCGACCCGGACGAGAACGUCCGUCUAGCCUGGGCCCGCGACCAGGUCAUCAACACCCGCCUCAAGUACCGCUCCCUCCUCGACGAGCCUGGCCGCGAGCGCCUCGCCCGCGAUGUCCGCCGACACACGGACGAGAUCGAGCGCCUCCAGCGCCGUGCCAAGCGUGACGGUUCCAAUGCCGACAUUGUAAACUGGGGCCGCGACACGCAGUUCACUGCGCCUGUGACGUUUGGCAACCAGGAAUUUGAGCUCGUCGUCGACACGGGCUCGGGCUCGCUCUGGGUGUUUGUCGAGUGCACGAACCAGACCGAGUGCGGGGGCGUGCCGCUGUACGAUCCGAGCAAGUCGGCGACGUACACUGCGCUCAACUCUGCGGGCGACUUCAGCAUUCAGUACGGCGUGGGCACGGCGGACGGUAUCUGGGGCCAGGACGCGGUGUCGAUGGGCGGGGAGAGCCACCCGAACACGACGUUUGGCGAGGUCAACCACUCGACCGAGUGGGAGGGGCAGGGCACGAACAUUUCCGGUUUGAUCGGGUUCUCGUGGCCCGGUGCCGGGUCUUUGAUCCAGGACAAGGAGUUUGUGAUGCCGCUGUGGUAUGAGCUCGCGAAGAAGUGGGACAACAAGGCCUUCUCGAUGUACCUGCAGCGCGAGACGGUGACGAUGAACUCGACGCAGGAGAUGGUGUCCAUGGCCACGCCGGGGGGUGUCAUCACGCUCGGCGGCUGGGACCCGACGUACUUCAGCGGCGACAUCAACUUUGUCGACUUUACGGCGGCCGCGAAGCAGAAUCUGGCGUACUGGCAGAUCCCCGUCGAGGGCGCGUCCAUCAAGGGCAAGGCGCUCAGCAUCGGCGGGGGCGGGAAGGACAUGCCGUCCCAGGCCGCGGCCGAGGUCAUGUUCGACAGCGGGACGACCUUGAUCCUAGGCCCCGCGUCGCAGGUGGGGCAGUUUUACGACGCGAUCGAGGGCUCGUUCGAGUACCCCCAGCCGGGAAGUGGCAACUACAUGUUUCCGUGCGACACGAUCCCGCACUUCGACCUGAAGUUCACGUUCGGCGGCGUCGACUAUCCAAUCUACGACAACGACAUGGUCGCGGCCUCCUAUUCGCGCGAGUAUCUGCAGUCCUUCGGGGGCACAGGGGACAAGUUCCGCGGCGCCGAGCACUGGUGCAUGGGCGCGAUUGCGGCGACGGAGGACUCAAGUCCGCCGUGGAUAUUCGGCGACGCGUUCCUGAAAAACGUGUACACUGUGUAUCGCGCCGAUCCCCCCAGCAUCGGGCUUGCGCGCGUCAAUGAGCAGGUCAACAAUACGUUCCAGGGCGACCAUCCCACCCGGACAAGACGGGCACGGCCGCGAGCGGAGCGAGCGGCAGCGGCAGACAAGCCCAGCGCGUCCAAGACGGGCGCCGACGCGGGCAAGACGUCCAGCGCGUCUGGGGGCGGCUCGGGCAACGAUGGGGAGAAGAAGGACUCAUCGGCCGCGCGUGUCACCGUCGGCGCGGCCGUUGCGUUCGCGGCCGGUGUCGCGCUCCUGUUCUAG